ACUACUAAUUUGAUUAUCUGACGCGAAUUCAAGAAUGUGCACUAAAUCCCAUUCGCAGUAUGAAACAGGACCAAACUUCUAUUCCAUCACUAACAUCUUUCACCAUUUUUGCAGCUCAAAGAAUCUGAGAGCCAUUAAAGUAUUUCAUGCACAUCUAAUUAGAACAGGAUUAAUCUUCGUCUCCCCUAACUUUCAGUUCAAACUCAUAUCUACUACAUGUACAACUACUUCACUUCCCAACAAUAACAACCUUAAAACCUUAACCAACUUCUUCAAAUUCCCCAAACCCAAAAACCCUUUGCUCUUAAAUUCAAUUCUUUCCCAUUUUUCCCAAAAUGGGUUUCAUUUUCUUGCUCUUAAAACAUUCUCUUAUAUGCAUUUUAGUGGAAUUGACAUUGAUUCAUACACCUUGUGUAGCUCCAUUACAGCUUCAUCUGCUGUUAAAAAUGUAAACUUUGGGCAAAUGGUUCAUACCCUUGUGCAUAAAUCAGGUUGGAUUUCUAGUGUUUAUGUGGGGUGUGCUUUAGUCGAUGUGUAUGCUAAGUCUUUGUGUAUCAAGAAUGCAGCUAUGUUGUUCGAUGAAAUUCCUGUGAAGAACACAGUGUGUGUGAACGCACUUUUUUCGGGCUAUUCUGAAGCUAAGAUGUGGAUGGAGGGACUGGCGUUGGCGAGGAAGAUGCCAUGGUUGAAUCUAUCUUGGGAUAAUUUCACUUUUUCAGCUGCUUUGCGUGCUUGCGUUGGGCUCUCUGUAUUUGAAUUGGGUAAGCAAGUUCAUGGAUGUGUUAUUCGAGAAGUUCAUGACUUGGAAUCUGAUGUUUUUCUUCAAAGUUUGUUGAUUGAAAUGUAUGGCAAAAGUGGGUCAGUGGAGAAGGCUAGGCAUGUAUUCGACAUGGUCGGCUUUAGAUGUGGAGAAAGAAAGAAGGAUGUUGUUCUUUGGACAUCAAUGCUUGGUGUUUGCGGAAGAAAUGGGAAAUUUGAAGAAGUGAUUAGUUUGUUUAAUGACAUGGUGAUGGAAGGAAUCAAACCAGAUGGUGUAGCAUUAUUGACUGUUCUCUCUGCUUGUAGUCACACAGGCCACGUAAAUCUUGGAAUGGAGUACUUUGAAUCAAUGGCAUCUAAUUACAGUUUGGAACCCAGCCCCGAGCACUACGGUUGUGUUGUUGACUUACUGUGUCGUGCAGGUGAGUUGGAUAGAGCAUGGAAACUAAUCAACGAGUUAUCUUACAAAGAUAAUGAUAAUUUCACUGUUACCUUGUGGGGAGCCUUGCUUAGUGCCUGCCAUAACUUUGACAAUGUCGAACUAGGUAAAUUAGCUGCUCGAAGGGCAUUGAAUUUGGACCCUCAAAAUGACGGGGUUUAUGUUCUGCUAUCGAACUUGUAUGGCAGGAAUGGCAUGUGGAAGGAAAUUGAGAUGUUGAGGGAACAUAUAAAAGAGAAGGGAUUAAAGAAAAACAUAGGACAUAGUUUGGUAGAUAUCUGUAGAUGAGAUAAAGGCAAUGAUCAGAAAUACACUACAUUCUUCUUCUCAUGGAUUCGUGUAGCUAAAAGAAAUGGUUUAAGAGGUAUUACUGGCACAGAUUGUGAGGGUCCUUGAUGAUUCUCGUUGUGUAAGAUAGAUUGCGACAAGUGAUUAGAGCUUAUUAUAAGUGCAGUUAUGAUGUUCAAGGUGGUUCACACAUGGAGUGCUACUACAAGUGUGUAGCUCAAGUAAGAUUGUUCAAAGACCAUGUUUCAGUGCGAACUAGUUUCUUGAGUGUGCGACUGCGAGCAAUUAAGGCAGUAGAGUGCUGGGGAGUAACCUUUAAAUCCAAAUAUUCCAGGACAAAGGAAACCAAAAAUAUUCAUCAAAUUGACAUGAAGCUAAAUAAGGAGCUCUCUGGGGCAGAGGAGUGUCUCUUCCAUCUCAAUGAAGAGCUACUUGAAAGAAACCUUUACUCUGGAGACGUUCUUAAAAUUCAAUUUUCAUUGAAGCUCUUAAAAAUUAUGUUGGACUUGAGGGGAUGAACCGAUAUUUGUGAAGUGACAACAGAGAAAAAGGAUUUGGUCUAGGCCAUGACUUUGAAAUCCUCGGACUUAAUGAGCAAUGUAAGGAGAGUCUAUAGCAAUGAAAGAUGAUGGAAUUACAUGUGGGCAGGGAGGAGGGAGGAAUUAGAGGAGAUAAAGAAGAAACUAUGGCAAUUCAAUGUAAAAAUCUGUGGGACACGCUAGUCGUCAGGGCUGCAUGAAGCGCACAAGAUGGCAAGAACUAGCUCAUCUGGAAAAGUAUCCAUAAUCCUUUAUAAGUUUUCUCAUAUUUGAAGCAUAAAGGUUUCAACUAAAUAUCAGGAAAUGACUUACUCUUAGUUCUUAACUUCUGUGACGGUCAGGAAUCAAAAUGAAAUGGGUCCUAAUAAGAGACCCACUGACAUAUAAGGCACAGAUGAGCUAUGUGAAAGAAAGUCCAAACCAUAUUCAGUGAUACGAAAUAUCCUUGCCUCCUCAAUGAAGGAUAAAAGCUUGUUUUUCGUCAUUGUGCAUUGAGAUUCAGUUGCUAAGUUGUGGAAUGAAUGGAGGAUCACUAAUAUUUAGAAAAGCUAUAAAACAAUGACAAUGGAAAAGUUGUGGAACCUGAUAGUUAUGCAUGUGUAAAGUGAUCCUUGUGGUUCAGUUGAACAUGCUCGACUUUCAAGGUAUAUCAAAACAGAAUUCAUGAAAUAAAUUGGGGAGUCAUGGGAAAGAAUUACAUUUUUACAAAUCUUUGAUCUACUAUGAAGAGAGAUGCUCUAAAGUGUUUCGGAGGAGAGUGAUAUAGAGCUGGCUCCAUUAGUUGCACUUUGUAGCAAUGAAGAAAUUUGAUUUCUUUUAUCUCAUAGAAAAUAAUUGCCUGCAUUUGGUACAGAGCCUCAUCUGAAUGUUGCCUUCUGUUAAUAUGAAUUGAUUCAGAAGUAAAUAGAUCUCCUGUGUUCUGCAAGCUUGGCAAUUUCUUAUUAGGAUAGUAGUCCUGUAGUUUAGGUUCAAGUGAAGAGAAAUGCAAAAGAAAACACUGUAUUGGUUGGUCUCAAAUGUUUGAAAAAUACGAAUGUAAAAUGAAUAUUUUGAUGAAAACAGGUUAAUUUGUAAGAUUGUGGGAUCCCAAAAGAAAGAAGUCGCAACAUAUGUGAUUCUCACGUUCUUGUUAGCAAGUCCCUUUUAGUCAGUCGCACAUGGUUGCAUAUCUGAUCGUCUACGGGUGUGAUGGUAAUCUGUUGCAAAGCUCUAAAUUCAGAGAAGAGCUCGAGUAAAAGCAGUUACCUAAGAUUUUAAGCAACUUCAAACUAAUGUUUUGAAAGUUUCAUGGUUUUACUGUUUUUUGAGCUCCACAACUUUGCGAGGGUCAUAGGGCCCAUGAGUUGUUGCGGGUGCUCAUCCGUUGCAGAGGUGGAUGUACACAAAGGAGGCGGUGCACCUGCAGAUGACACAGUGCCCAUCCGAUGUGGCUCAGAAGUAGCGUGGAGAGCAGUCCAAUAUAUUCUAGAAGUUUCCAGAAAUGCUCGUCUCAUGUAGGAAGGUAAUAGAGUGCACAGGGUCUAGCUCUUGUAAAAACUAACACUUGUAAAGCAUAGUUGUGCAUAUAAGGUUUUGUUCUUUCCUCACACGAUAAAUGUUACGUUCUCUUUGAUAAUCUACUAUAUACUUGGCCAUUUUGGCUUGUUUGGACUACCACGCUAUGUAAGGAUUCAAGUAUUAAGCUUGCACCCCUGGGGGAGAGACUGCUCAGCGCCUAUGAAGAGAGUAGUCGGCUUGGUUGCUGCACGGUUAUGUUGGAGAGGUCCAAGGCUGUGACAAUAAGGUAUGAAUAAAAAGCUGUUUUACUUUGGUUUUUAAAAUUUUGGAUGAUUGUGCAUGUACUAUCUGGGGUCUUCUCAACCUACUUAGUUGCUGCAGCUUGUGCCUUUGUUUGUUCCGAACCAGAUAUGAUAUCCUAAUCCUUAACAUUUGCAGAAUUCGCUCUUGGUCCGAAGAGUUUUUUCCUUGGCCUAUCUGUUUAGGCCAUCCUUAUAUCUGCUCUCUCUC
This is a messenger RNA of Nicotiana tabacum (common tobacco), 4032 nucleotides long. Its product is annotated as putative pentatricopeptide repeat-containing protein At1g03510. Gene Ontology annotation, biological process: RNA modification. NCBI's taxonomy places the organism in Eukaryota, Viridiplantae, Streptophyta, Magnoliopsida, Solanales, Solanaceae. The record is from RefSeq and is a predicted model, not a curated record. Gene Ontology annotation, molecular function: RNA binding; protein binding.